GGCCGCCACGCCACUCUGCUGAACACACGCGCGCGCGGGCGUCCCUGUCGCGCGCAUUACUCCGCUUCGCUCCUUUCCUUUCCGUUCCCGUCCCCGUCGCCGUCGCUGUCCGCCGCCCCGGUCUCCCACUCCCACUUGCCACCCUGCCCGUUGUCUCCUCCUCCGCCUCUUAUCCUCUACACACCCCCUGUCCUGUCUCUAGCACGGGCCGAUUCGCUGGCAUGGCAGUUACCUGCCGCUGACUCGCUCUAGUGGAACCGGGUGGCGCAGGACUUGCUGCAGUGGACGUGGUGCCGCAGAGGAGGUGUGCCGGCGGCGAGCGACGGCGGAGCAGCCAUGGAGGCGGUCCAGGCGGUACUGAGCGAGAGGACGAACCCGCUGCUCCACAGGUCAUCCAGUCCAUCAGGCGUCGGUCGGCUCCAACCUGACGCCGGCAACGGCGCGGGCUUCUACGACGGUUCCGCCUAUUCUUUCCUCGACACUACCAAGCCCUGCGCCACCCGGUUCAGCAGCGGGUCAGUGACGUCCGAGGACUCGCCGGCGCUGACGCCCAGGCUGCUGUCCUUCAUGUCCAGCUCCAGCCCCGACAACUGCUCCUCCUCCGCCGAAUGGCCCGACCGUGCGGUGGCGUCGCGCUCCAAUCGGUACCUCUUCGACGCGAGCGCGCAGGCCCGGUGCGCCGAGUACCUGGACCUGAUGAGGCUGGAGGUGGAUGCGCAGCUGGGAAAGCUCAAGGGAGGUGUCACCGGCCUGGAGAGCUACGCCUUGCCGGACAACGGCCGUGUGAUCGGAGGUGCGCACCGGCACCUGGGCAUGUCGCUUGAUGUGACGCUGAUUGAGAUUGAUGAGAGGUUCAACGCCCUGAAGCUGCUCAUGGGCUCCGUGUUCCGACAGGCGAGGGAGAUGCUUGGUUCGGUCAACUCGUCGGUGUCUGAUCUGCAGUCGGAGAAUGAGCUGCAACUGGAAGUCUUCGGUGCCGUCAUCGGAGAGUGCGUCAGUGGUCUGCAGGAGGAGCUAGAGAGGAAGCUGUAUGAGCAGAUUAGCAUCACAAACACCAUGAGCAGGAACUUGAAGGAGGCCAUAACACAAUUUGCCGCCAUGCGCGAAGACCUUGGCGCUCUUUGUAAGCUACUACUGCCUUUAGUACCAGAAGCUCAUAUUUCUAACGGCAAGAAUGAAAGUCCAGGCAACAGGAGUAACAGAUGGAAGUACAAUUUCUUUGGAAAGAAACCCAAAGAGGACCGUUCUCCACGUCCCGAGGACAGCAAGAGUUUCAAGAAGCAAAAAUCAUUUGGUGCAAAGGAUGUCAUCUCAGAAAAGUCUGACUUUCGCCAUCUCAACGGUAUGACUACAGAGCAAGUGAUAAGCUAUUUUAAGUCUGAGAUCAGCAAGCUGAAAAGGAUGCAUGAAUCUGCAUUGCAAGAGAAGACAGAAGAACUGUUCAGGUUCAAACGGGAGAAGGGGUCACAUUCUCUCAAGAAUGACAUUGAAUUUGAACCUUUGAGAAAGAAAAUUCCAGAGAUUGUAUUGAGAAUGGACCAAAUCAUUUCCAAGAAUAUAAAGAUACCUGCGAUCUGCAUGACCCAUGAUGAACUUGACGAAAGAUGCAGGCUGAUGAGCAGAGUCGAUGCUUUGUUUUAUGAAAACCAGCAUCUUCGAGGGUUGCUUGCAGAUAGGACGAAGGACGUUAAGGCAUUAUCAUCUCAGCUAUCUGAAGCCAGCACAGAACUGUCUCUUCAGUUGUCGUCCGAAGAAGAGCUCCUGAGACAAAUCGACAAAGUUAGAGAAGACUGUGAGGACCUCCGAAUUGAAUGUGAUGUUAGAGAGGAAAUGUAUCAAACUGUUACAAAACAAUUGCUUGAUGACUACAAGGACAAUAUGGAUGGUGCUGCACUAAAUCUUAGUGCAAAGUUGUCUUCACUUGAAUCUGCAGUCUCUGAAAAGAACAAGGCAUUAUGUCUAUAUAGUGAAGAAAAUCACAGGUUAAAGGAGAAGUUAGCAGAGUUAGAAAAGGAGCGCUUGAUCCAUGAUCACCGGGAAGUUCCAGAAGUCAUAAAACAAGAGAGUACAGAAAUUGUUCUGCGUGACAUUGAGGUCGAGCCUCGCACAUCGCCAAGACAAUCAAAUGGGAAUGAUUUGCAGUAUGAUGAGCUUGUGAAACUCAACUCAAGCUUACAGCAAACGUCAGGUAUCCUGAAGGAAAUGGACAAUAAAAAUAUGGAUCGCAGUAAUAGCUUCACUAGGAAUGAGCAAGAAAAGCAGCUGGAGUGCAUUUUAGUGUCUAUCAUGAAAUUAUCAAAGGAAUUUGUAGAGAUUGAGAAAAAACUGUCAGCAGAAAGAACUGAGAGCAGGUCAGAGGAUUUGAGUGAUCACUGCAGCCACAUGGUCAGACAAGCCGUGGUACUAACAAAAAUAGGGCUCUGGUAUAAACGAAUGAUUGAAGCGAGGCGUUCUGAGCUCGAAAAGGCUGAAGCCAAGGUUAUGACAUUGGGCGACAAGAUCACUGCACAGUUAAGCCUUCUUCAAAAGAUAUAUUUAACUCUUGAUCGUUACUCUCCUACGUUGCAGCAGCAUCCUGGUCUGCUAGACUCUUUCUUGAAGACAUGCAAGCUUGUUGCAGAUUUGAGAAGUAAACAGAACGAAGGUUAUACGACAUGAAUGAGGAGGUGGUAUGGUCCUUGGUAGCUGAUGUUCCUCGAUGCGCCAAGUGAAGGAUUCUAAUCAUCUCAGGUUUCAGAAUUCAGAUCCUGAUUUGCUGUAUAUAUGAGUACCAAGUGAACCAACAGCUACCUUGCUAAUCUUAUGCAAUGCAAGUGGUAGCUGUCUCUAUCUGCAAUGAUGGCCAGAAAUCUGAAACCACGUGCGGAGCAAGAAGAUAUGUACAGAUGGCAUUGUGCUCACGUGCUUGUUGGUUAGAAAAUAGGGUUGUUACUUGUUUAGUUAGCAGCCUAGGCUAUAGAAUAGGAUGUAUUGGAUGAUUCUCUCACUCGUAGACCAAGUAGAAAAGAUGUUAACCACAUUGUAAGCAUAAAAUUUAUCUAUCCCCACUCUGUGUUGAUGAGUAUCUUUCCUCCAUCCAGAUUGAUGGUAUUGCUACUCACUGGGUGCGCUCAUGGUCAACCCACAGUGAAAUGAGCAUGUAGAAUGUUGGAGACAAAAAUAAUGGAGAUUUUCGCCAAA
Sorghum bicolor (sorghum) is the source of this 3180-nucleotide messenger RNA. RefSeq names its product WPP domain-associated protein. The transcript is spliced from 5 exons. Bases 337 to 2658 code for a protein of 773 amino acids. NCBI's taxonomy places the organism in Eukaryota, Viridiplantae, Streptophyta, Magnoliopsida, Poales, Poaceae. The record is from RefSeq and is a predicted model, not a curated record.